UUUUUAUAUAUAAAAAAACUAGAAAACUCUAAUAAUAUUGAAUAUGAAAAAUAUACUAGAAAAAUUAUCCCCUUUAAAUAGAAAAAACUACAAAAACAUAAUAAUAUUGGAUAGAAAAAUAUAAAAUUAAAUACGAAAAACAUUUGUUUCCUAAAUAUAAUAUUAAAUAGAUUAAUAUUAUAUAUAUUUACACACAAUAAGUUUUACAAAUGUUAAUAUUCCAUGUCAUAACCAAUUUUCCGGCAAUAUAUUUUAGGUAAGCUUUCAUAAUCUAUCCAAAUAAAAAAUUACUCCACCAAAUCCGAUUCUUUCAUAUUUGUUUUUACCAAAAUACUUUUUUUUUAUUAGUAACAUGCCUUUUGAAUUAAAAGUAAAGGUCAUUAAAAAAAAUAAGAAUUAAGAAAAUGAAUUUAGGCUGAGCAACAGUAACAAACAGUGAAAACUCAUUUUCUUUUAGGUUCAUUGUAUAGUUGUAUAAAUAGCAAUUGCUUAUAUAGACAUUAUGCAUCGCAGGGUUCAGUCUAGGACAUUGUCUGUAGCUUAGUAAAUUUCACCAAAAAAUGUCUGUCGAAGAAUCGUGGACGACUAGAAUCAUCACGGAGGAGGAAGCUGGCACUGCCCAAUCCAAGAGUGGUUUCGAUCUACUAACCGGGAUUUACCACUCAUUGCAUCAGCUCGGAGAGAAUUUCCAAAUCCCCACCAGACACGACAUAGACACUUCCACUUAUGUGCUUUCCCAAUUCCCUCAUCCUGAUCAUGCUCAGACUAAAGUUGCCCUUAUUGAUUUGGCCACCAACCACCAAGUCAACUACUCACAGCUCCAUCGAUCCAUCCGUGCCCUUGCAUCAGGCUUGUACAAUGGCCUAGGAGUCCGAAAAGGUGAUGUGGUGUUUCUUCUGUCACAAAACUCAAUCUUGUAUCCGACUAUAUGUCUCGCUAUAUUUUCCAUUGGAGCAAUCCUGAGUCCUGCCAAUCCCGUCAACACAAAAUCAGAAAUUUCUAAACAGAUACAGGACUCGGGUGCUAAACUUGUUAUAUCAGCACCAGAGGAGCUGCAUAAGUUGUUAGAAAUUGGAGUGCCUACACUAGUCACAACUCGUGAGUCGAAUGGCGAUUCACUUUCUGUCGAAGAACUGAUUGAAUACAGUGAUCCGCUCGAGUUACCACAGGUCGGUAUAACUCAAUCAGACACUGCAGCUAUACUAUACUCUUCAGGUACUACUGGCACAAGCAAAGGUGUGAUAUUAACGCAUUCAAACUUUAUAGCCGUUAUGACACUCCUCAAAUGGUCUGUCUUUGCAACUUCAUCGCAAAAUGACACUUUCUUGUGCUUCAUCCCUAUAUUUCACAUCUACGGCCUUGCAUUUUUUGGGUUAGGAUUAUUUUGUGCAGGGAUUACGACCGUUCUGAUGCGAAGAUUUGAUUUUCAAGCAAUGCUUGAUGCUGUUCAAGCUUACAAAAUUAAUAACAUACCUGCUGUCCCUCCAGUGAUACUUGGGCUUGUGAAGAAUGGCAGCAAAGUUAAGUGUGACCUGUCAUCUUUAAGAAGGGUGGGAUCUGGGGCUGCCCCGUUGAGCAAGGAAUUGUCUGAUGAGUUUAGGCGAAGGUUUCCGUGGGUAGAGCUAAGGCAAGGAUAUGGGCUUACAGAAAGCUGUGCUGCAGCAACGUUUUUCAUCUCUGAUGAGCAGGCUAAGAAACACCCAGCUUCUUGUGGACGGCUAGUGCCGACUUUCAGUGCUAAGAUUGUGGAUACUGAAACAGGAUCAGCUUUGCCACCCGGUAGAAAAGGAGAGCUGUGGUUAAAGAGUCCUACUAUAAUGAAAGGGUACUUGGGAAAUGAGGCUGCUACGGCUGCAACAAUUGAUCCAGAUGGGUGGCUAAAAACUGGUGAUAUGGGUUAUCUUGAUGAAGAUGGAUUUCUUCAUCUUGUUGAUCGGAUAAAGGAGCUGAUCAAGCAUAACGGGUAUCAGGUGGCUCCGGCAGAAUUGGAAGCUAUUCUUCUGGGUCAUCCCCAAGUACUUGAUGCAGCAGUUAUACCUGUGGAAGAUGAAGAAGCUGGACAGAUACCAAUGGCAUAUGUGGUGAGAGCAGCUGGUUCGGAACUCACUGAAGAACAAGUCAUUCAAUUUGUUGCUAAUCAGGUUGCCCCAUACAAGAAAGUAAGAAGAGUGGGUUUCAUCAGCGCCAUUCCAAAGUCUGCUGCGGGCAAAAUCUUGAGGAAGGAGCUUGUUUCACACAGCCAACAAAUUACCUCGAAAUUGUAACUUCCCUCUAUUUCUUACUUGCUAGUGGGUCAAGAAAUGAAGGAACAUUCAUCCCUCCUUAUAUAAAUGGGCUGUCUGCCUAUUUAUUUUAACUGGAAAGACAGAGCAGGAACACCUCAUAAAAGGUAAUUAGAAGAAAAUAGUUCUUGAAACUUUUUUUUUCCGGUCUUGUAAUAUGGUUUCUGGAUGAUUAGACAUGUGUGUAAGGUAACAUAGGACGCAGUGAUGGUAUCUGAAGAUGAAAUAAAAAUGGUUUUGAAACCUGCGACCAUCAUCUUUUAUUGUCAAA
Populus trichocarpa (black cottonwood) is the source of this 2553-nucleotide messenger RNA. Its product is annotated as probable CoA ligase CCL5. Bases 561 to 2264 code for a protein of 567 amino acids. Gene Ontology annotation, molecular function: CoA-ligase activity. The record is from RefSeq and is a predicted model, not a curated record. NCBI's taxonomy places the organism in Eukaryota, Viridiplantae, Streptophyta, Magnoliopsida, Malpighiales, Salicaceae. The transcript has 4 exons.